CUCUCUUUCUUCUUUUUUGGGUUUUCUAAAGCCAUUCUUUGUGGAUUUGAUCUACUGUUCGCUCCUCUCUCUAGAACAGAACUCCUCCCUCCUCCCGCCGGAAAACCUCCUUCUGCGCCGGAAAACCGCUCGUUCGCCGGCGAGGUUCCUCGGAGGGCUCAUCGUGUGGAAAUUUUUCGUUCCUUGUAUCAUUGAUUCGGUCUGGUAUGUGGCGCGUGGAGUUUUUUUGACGCGGUUGGUGGAUUCGGCCCGAUCUUUGAGUUUGAUUCGGCCUGCGGUGGUUCACGAGAAUGUGGUGAGCCUGAGCACCUGUUUGGGAUCUUUUACGGCCGGUAUUGUCAGCUAGGAUUCAGCUUUCGCCGUCUGGAUCCUGUUUUUGGUGUUGGGCUUUUUCUUUGGUUGGUUUCUUCGCUCGGCGAAGUUAAAGAAGACGGAGGCGUCCAGAGAAGAACUUCGGAAUGAGAUGGUGGAAGGAAGGAUUUGUAUGUCUCGAGAGGCUAAAUUAGAAUUUUUGAAGCGUAAAAGGCUUCAGCGUAUGAAAUCUGAAACUUUGAGCAAUAGUGCAUGUGUCAGUGUGACUAACAUGAUGACUAGAAGUGGAGGAGAUGCUUUAAGAGCUUCUGCAUCGUGUGGUAUGGGAUUACACGGCAAUGCAGAGACAUUUUCACGAGCUGCUGGUGCUUCAAGCGAGAGGGAUGCCUUCUCAAAGCGCAUGGUAGCUAAGUUUGACUUGAAUGAUCUCGAGUGGACUGAAAAGAUUCCCGAGUGUCCUGUUUACCGUCCAGAUAAAAAGGAAUUUGAGGAUCCGUUGGUUUAUCUGCAAAAGAUAGCACCGAAAGCUUCAAAAUACGGUAUAUGCAAGAUUGUGUCUCCAUUGAAUGCAUCAGUUCCUGCUGGUAUGGUAUUGAUGAAAGAGAAAGUAGGUUUUAAAUUUUCAACUCGAGUGCAACCUCUCCGUCUUGCUGAGUGGGAUAAUGAUGACAAGGUCACUUUCUUUAUGAGUGGGAGAAAUUACACAUUUCGUGAUUUCGAGAAAAUGGCGAACAAGGUUUUUGCUCGUAGAUAUUUUAGUGCUGGAUGUCUUCCUGACGCAUACUUGGAAAAAGAAUUUUGGCGUGAAAUAGCUUGUGGAAAGACUGAAAGUGUUGAAUAUGCUUGUGAUGUUGAUGGUAGUGCCUUUUCAUCUUCUCCCAAUGAUCCGCUUGGGAAAAGCAAAUGGAACCUCAAGAAACUUUCUCGUCUACCCAAUUCUGUACUACGGCUUCUAGAAAAUACAAUUCCGGGCGUUACUGAGCCAAUGCUUUAUAUUGGAAUGCUGUUUAGUAUGUUUGCUUGGCAUGUGGAGGAUCACUACUUGUAUAGUAUCAAUUAUCAUCAUUGUGGAGCAGCAAAAACUUGGUACGGAAUCCCUGGUCAUGCUGCUUUAGAUUUUGAAAAGGUUGUUCGGGAACAUGUAUAUACUAACGAUAUACUAGCUGCUGAUGGAGAGGAUGGGGCAUUUGAUGUGCUUUUGGGGAAAACAACUUUGUUUCCUCCAAAUAUUUUACUGGAACAUGAUGUCCCUGUCUACAAGGCUGUCCAAAAGCCUGGGGAAUUUAUAAUAACUUUCCCUAGAGCAUAUCAUGCAGGAUUUAGUCAUGGUUUUAAUUGUGGUGAAGCAGUAAACUUUGCUAUUGGUGACUGGUUCCCUUUGGGGUCCAUUGCUAGCCGUCGUUAUGCACUUCUUAACCGGAUACCUCUCCUUCCUCAUGAGGAACUCCUUUGCAAAGAAGCAAUGUCGCUCCAUACAAGUUUGGAACUUGAAGAUCCAGAUCAUUCAUCUGCAGAGUUGAUCUGUCACCAUAGCAUUAAGAGUUCAUUUGUUAACUUGAUACGGUUCCAGCACCGUGCCCGUUGGUGUCUAAUGAAGAAAAGGGCAUAUAUUCGUGUUAUUCCAAUUUCUCAUGGAACUAUUCUCUGCAGUCUCUGCAAACGUGAUUGUUAUGUAGCAUACAUUAAUUGCAACUGUUGCCUUCAUCCCAUUUGCCUUCGCCAUGAGGUUAAGUCACUUGACUUAUCGUGUGGGGGCACUCGGACUCUGUGUUUAAGAGAAGAUAUUAGUGAUAUGGAAGCUGCAGCCAAGAAAUUUGAGCAGGAAGAGGGUAUGUUGUCUCAGGCUCAGCAACAAGGUGGAGGUGGUGAUGAUUUAAUCAAAUUCUCAACCGCCGAACAGGAUGGAUAUACUCCUUAUUGUGAGACAAACUUUGAUUUGAAUAUAGAGAUUGCUGAAAGCCAGGAUCUGAUCAAGCAGCCAGAGUCCAGUUCUCAAAGCCAUCCCCCUGCAAGAUCUGGUGCAGAAAGUUUUGGAACUCAGGCAUCAGAUCCAUCUCUCUCUUCUGCUGCGUCAACACUUUGUUCUUUUCUAGAGCCAGACAAUUAUGUUUGUAUUGACAACAAUCAGGUGGCACUUGAUGCAAACUUGAGUUCAGGGGACCUUCUGUCUACAGAGUUGUCUAAUGACGCUUGCAAUGCACAUGAAUAUUCUGUCAAUAAUACAUGUUUUGGUACCCAAAAAAGUGAUAUUCAGGGGCUAGAGGUUAGGCCUGUCCCAGACCAGGAUAGUGACGAAUCAGAUUCAGAGAUAUUCAGGGUUAAACGUCGAUCUUCUGUGAAAGUUUUGGAACAAAGAAAUGUGAACAAUGUCAUCUCUCCAAAUGUUGAAUAUCAGGGGCUUAAGCGACUAAAGAAACUCCAACCUACGGGAAGAUGUGAGGUGUCGACAUCGACGGAAUGUUCCAAUUCUGAUAAUUUAAACCGCACAGUCACUUGCAGCAUAACACGUGCAAAAGAAACGUCAGAUGGUGCUUUGAGGGACAGACAAGGCAGAGGAACUUGCAUUCCCAUCUCAAUUAAGUUGAAGAGAAAUGUUGAAGAAGGAGCGAGUAAAUUCAGAGAACACAACAGAGACAAAGAUGAUAGGUCUGAGUAUGAGUUGGGAGGAAGGACAGUUAGAGAACGGGCCCCUCCUUUUGAGAUUGGACCGAAGCGCCUCAAAGUCAAAGGGCCGUCUGUAAAUGGGUCGGACAGCAGGUUGGAGUGAGUAAAUCUCCAGGGUGGUCCUCUGGGAUAUUAUCUCCAUUUCCUGACUGCUAACUUUCUUUUCUCUAAUUGGGUUGGGGGGGUUUCUAUUUCUAACAACACGACAAAAGUGAAAUUGAUUUGGGAGCAGCAGCAGCAGCAGCAGGAGGAAAUAUUAACCAAGGUUUAGAUGACAGAAAACAGGUUAUGAUUCUUUGUGCAGGCCUCAAAUUGGGGCAAGUUGGCACGGAAGAUGGUGAUUUUUAGUAGGGUUCUCACGGGCGCCGGGGUGUUUUUCCGACUUUGGCAGGGGUGGAGAACCUUCCUGCAUUCAGAAAAAGAUGGGGUAGAUUUUGGAUUUAUUAGUGACAUCAUUGUAAAUUUGUUCUUUCUAACAAUCGCGUCAAACAAAUUAUAAUUCUUGGGAGGAAACGGGUAUUCCCGUUAUCCCCCCCUCUGUUUCUCUCUCUCUCUGUCUCUCUCUCUCUAGUUUUUAGUUUGCCUGCCUGCUUGCUUGCUGCCUCCCCUGCUAAAGGUUCGUUAUUCUUUCUGUAGCAAAAGGGCACAUGGACUACUUGAAUAAAACUUAAGAAAAUUCCUUUUAUUUUAUA
Molecule: messenger RNA, 3668 nt
Organism: Diospyros lotus (date-plum)
Lineage: Eukaryota; Viridiplantae; Streptophyta; Magnoliopsida; Ericales; Ebenaceae
Product: lysine-specific demethylase JMJ13
Exons: 11
Coding region: 464-3079 (871 amino acids)
Biological process (GO): chromatin remodeling
Cellular component (GO): nucleus
Molecular function (GO): histone demethylase activity
Source: RefSeq, a predicted model, not a curated record